UCCAAAUCUUCUUCACCUCUGCCUGCAUGAUGGUCAACGCCCGGACUCUCCUUGCUGCCACCUGCUGCUGCACCUACCUGUGGCUGGUGUGUGCAGAGGACUCGUCUCUGGAGACGCGCUCACUGGACUACACCAUCAAGGCUCAGCAGGAAAAAGAUCUGAUUGAUGCUUUGCAAGAAGUUCUGGAGAAGCUGAGGAGCAAAGAGAUGCCCUCUGAGAAAAAGCUGGGCUGGCUGCCUUCGUGUGAUGCAGGGGAGCCGUGUGCUAUGCGGAAAGGAGCUCGCAUCGGAACGCUGUGCAGCUGCCCUCGAGGGACGACGUGUAACUUUUAUGUGCUGAAGUGUUUGUAAAAUCCACAGGGUUUCCAUGUGUCUCCGUGUAGAUCAACAUCUGUUGCUGUUCUGUAAACAUCAAAGUGUAUUUGACUCCUUCAUCUUUAAAUGUAGCGUGACGUUCUGUCUGCAAACCAAAAUGUGUGUCGUUGGUGUCUGUGC
This is a messenger RNA of Synchiropus splendidus (mandarinfish), 494 nucleotides long. RefSeq names its product cocaine- and amphetamine-regulated transcript protein-like. The record is from RefSeq and is a predicted model, not a curated record. Gene Ontology annotation, biological process: positive regulation of MAPK cascade; G protein-coupled receptor signaling pathway; negative regulation of appetite. Gene Ontology annotation, molecular function: neuropeptide hormone activity. The transcript is spliced from 3 exons. The coding region runs from base 27 to 350 and encodes 107 amino acids. Lineage: Eukaryota; Metazoa; Chordata; Actinopteri; Syngnathiformes; Callionymidae.